Anthonomus grandis grandis is the source of this 1790-nucleotide messenger RNA. Its product is annotated as alkylglycerol monooxygenase-like. The record is from RefSeq and is a predicted model, not a curated record. Gene Ontology annotation, biological process: lipid biosynthetic process. Gene Ontology annotation, molecular function: oxidoreductase activity; iron ion binding. The coding region runs from base 196 to 1650 and encodes 484 amino acids. Gene Ontology annotation, cellular component: endoplasmic reticulum. Lineage: Eukaryota; Metazoa; Arthropoda; Insecta; Coleoptera; Curculionidae. The transcript has 9 exons.
CUUAAGUUAAGUCAAUUGAACGCAAAUCUCCGAUUGACGUUCAACAGUAAAUUCGCGCGUAUUUUAUAUUCAAAAACUCGAAUUGUUGGUCUUUAGCCAACACAUGAAUAGUAUCUUCAGUUUUCUCACUCUACAGGAACAUUUCACUUGAAAGAUUAUUUAUAUCUUACGUGACCAAGAUAGUAUUGAAUAAAUAUGACGUUUUUAAGCGAGUGCAUAAACACCACUCAGUGUGAACUGAUAGUAAGCUCGGGUUUAUUGAAAAUUAACGGGAGUGAAACUUUAAGGAACAUGCGAGGGAAUUUUAAUAUUUCCGAUAGUUUGGUUGAUCUUUUGAAAGGUGCAGCCCGGUUGUUUUAUGUCGUCGAUCCGGCCGAAAGCACUUUCGAACAUCCCAAGGAGGUUCCUAACUUUUUUUAUAAUGCAUGGCCGUACUUCCUACUGUUCAUGAUCCUGGAAAAUCUCGUUUUAUGGAUCGAACAAAAGCCUACCGUAAGACUGAACGACAGCAUUACAAGCCUGUCUCACGGACUAUUUCAAGAAUGUGGAAGACUUAUCUGCAGAGGUUCCGAGAGCUAUUUGUACGUGUACAUCUACGAAAACUUCCAUAUCGUUGACCUGCCCUGGAACUGGCCGAUUACGUGGUAUUUGGCCGCAAUUGGAGUCGAUUUUUGCUACUAUUGGCUUCACAGAGCGUGUCACGAGGUGCAUAUAUUGUGGGCUCAGCAUCAAGUUCACCACAGCUCCGAAGACUACAAUUUAGCAGUUGGUCUGAGACAGUCUGCUCUGCAAGGAUGGUGUGGAUUUGCCUUCUACUUGCCUUUGGCCCUAGUGAUUCCCCCGUCCCAGUUUGUCACCCAUCAGUACUUCAAUCUGCUCUUCCAGUUCUGGAUUCACACGGAAACUGUGAAAACGUUGGGCCCCCUAGAGUGGAUCUUCAAUACGCCAAACCACCAUAGGGUGCACCAUGGAAGUAACAUUUACUGUCUGGACACCAACUAUGCAGGGGUUUUAAUCAUAUGGGACAGGAUGUUCGGUACGUUCGCUAGAGAGCGCGAAGACGAGGAGAUUAUUUAUGGUUUAGUGUAUAACCAGCCUUCAUUUAACCCGGUACAUUUGCAGACGUUCUACACGAAAUACGUGGUGCAGCGGUUCCAGGCUAUGAAGGGUUGGAAGAACAAAUUGGCCGCCAUCUUCUAUGGACCCAGUUGGCAACCUGGAAAGCCCAGACUGGGUUUGGAAGAGGAUAAAGUUAAGGUGACCAAGAGAGAGAAGUACGACGUCAAGCUCCCUCUAUGGUGCAACACGUAUUUGCUCAUCCAUUUUGCCGUGGUUGUCUACGGCUUUCAUCAGCUAGCCAUCAGACAUUUGGCCCUGAACCCUUUAACUGUGAUUGGGUUUGUGAUCUACAUAAUCGCCUCCCUAACCAACAUCGGUCUACUGUUCGACAACCAUAAGUACGCCCCAGUAUUUGAAGUACUCCGGUGUAUGCUGCUGGUAACGGCAGUACAAAGAAUGUCUUUUCCAGACAUUGAGGCAAGUACUUUGGUAGCAGCAGAAGUGUUCUUCCUACUGUCCGGGAUCUUUUGGUUUUUGAAAAGUAUUAACGUGCUGGACCUUAAAGCUACCGAGAAGUGUAAAACUGGAUGAAGUGCGACGGUGUUUUAACUGAUUUUGCCUUGUUCCUAGUAGAUUUAGGUGAUUAUGUUAGAGGUUAAACCAGUGAUAUUAUUGUGAUGUUUCUUGUAUGUAUGUAUAUAACGUAAAAUAAAUUGUCUGUCUUAUGUGAA